Molecule: messenger RNA, 364 nt
Organism: Cyanistes caeruleus (blue tit)
Lineage: Eukaryota; Metazoa; Chordata; Aves; Passeriformes; Paridae
Source: RefSeq, a predicted model, not a curated record
AAAACUAAGUUUAUUUGGUUUUCCUUCCACUUAAGGAAGAAGACAGGAAAAGGGAACUAGAAGAAAUGAGGAGAAGAGAGAAUGAAAUAGUUUAUAAAGCUUGGUUACAGAAGAAGAAAGUACAGCUAAAAGAAGAAAAGCGAGUUCGUCGUGCAAAGCAGCUGGAAGAGCUGAGGAUGAAAGACGUGAACAGGGAUCCAGAAGAAGCCUACAGGUUAUGGCUUAAAAAAAAGCACCAACAAUAUAUGAAAGAAAAACGGAUAGAAUUUUUGAGACGCCAAACUGAGGAAGUGGCCUUUGUACCAAGGGCAGAGGAAUGCGACAGAGCUUUUAGAGAGUGAGUAGGGUCAUUCCUAAGGGACCA